ACCUACUGCGCCACUGUUUCGCCAUGAAUGAGUAUUAGUAUCUAAAACAUAGGUACUAGUAUCUAAUGGACGAGUAGUAUCUUAUAAAAAUAACUAGUGUCUAAUGAGUAAGCACUAGUAUCUAAAGAAUAAGCCCUAGUAUUUAAUGAUUAGCCCUAGUAUGUAAUAAAAAAGUACUAGUACUUAAUGGAAAGGAUACUGGUAUUUAAAAAAAUAAGCACUAGUAACAUGAAAAUAGAUGCUAAUACGGGUUAUAGAUUAAAUGUGAAGGCGGCUUGCCAUAGUCCGGGGUGUUUUUCUGUUUUUGUCUGGCUCUCGCGCGCCUCCUAGUGCACGUGGAGCUGUACGGAAUUCCCAACCCCGACAGCAGCUACUGCGCAGGCGCGGACGAAAACUCCAUGAUUUUUUUUGGCACGGGAUACCAGGGAAAAAUAGGAACUUGGAAACGAAGAUAAACUAAAAGCACCAUUGCAAAGCCGCCAUCAAGCCCUCGCUCGCCUGUGCACGCAGGAAAGACGCUUAGGAAGCCGCUGGACCUUUGAAUGAAGCGAUCUCUGGCUCCGCGGCCGAGCAGGAUUCACGCGAAACUGGACGACAAUGCACGGGGCGCAAUAAAACCGAGCGUUAUUGCUCUUUGUUUUUAAGCAGGACGGCUCGGAUGGUGCUCGGGGAUGAGGACGCGGGGAAGUGGCUGAAAAUCUCUCGGCGGUAAUAACAGCUCCAGCGACGGCGACAUCUGCGAGUCGAGCCCGUCGAGACGCUUGUUCUGGGUUGUGCAGCUACGAAGAAGCAGGAAACUUUGUAAACAGAGAUUUUCCACUUCUGGAUUUGCACCACAGCAUUACAGUCCACUGGAGAGGACCAGAGAGGAUCGUGUGUGGAGCCGGAUUGGUGGUUCUCUCCUGUUGUCCUUCAUUUAUGCUGCCUAAAUGUCCUUCAAAGGGUGCAUUUCACGAACGGUGCUGACCAAGGCUGUAUAAAAAUGAAAAGGAGCUGGAUGUGUGUGAUCAGAAAAUGACGGGGGGCAGUGAGAGUGUAGCAGGAGAAAAAGAUGGAGGAACGACGCUCAUCGCUCAGGUCCCGGUCGGCUGGCGGAGGAAGGUGGAGGACGGAGCUGUGUCUUACAUCAGCCCGAGUGGUACAGUCCUUCAAUCUGUGGAUGAGGUGAGGGUGUAUCUGCGCACAGACGGCACAUGUAAGUGUGGUCUCGAGUGCCCGCUUGUCCCAAAUAAGGUCUUUAAUUUUGACCCUGCUGCAAUGGUCCAAGCUCCUGGUCAUCAGUCGGGUAAAGUAGAGGAAGACAUGACCAAACUCUGCAACCAUCGCAGGAAAGUAGACGCUAUGACAGCGUUAUGUCAAAGCAUGCAUCCCUCACAUCUCGCACCACUGGCUCAAGCCACAGGAGGUGUUGUAUGCUCAGUGGACGGCAGAGAGUCGAGAGGAUCAAUGCUAACACAUGGAGACGGAGCCCACUGCACUUACCCUCAGCCCAGACACAGCCAGCCCAAACCCAACAUGGGCUUUCCUCUGUCCUCCUCUCGCUCUGUUCUGCAGAACGGCUCUGUUAAUCUCUCCCCGAUUUCACGACCUCCAGAUCAGGGUUCACCUCUAAAGAAGUCCCAGGCGCCUGUUUACGCAAAGCAGCAGUGGAGCCCUCACCCGCCGCUCAUUCAGAACACCCCCCAAAGAACAGCACACAACCCAACAUCUCCAAACAAUGUAAAACCAACGCAAGCGCAUCCUCCAGACUCCAUAAACUCAUUCUCAUUUUCAUCAUCUUUAAGCAAUCGAACUAUUCCACCGAUGUCCCAGGGGGCGAGUGUUAAGUCUCCGUCUCCUCUUUCGCCGUCUCGCACACGGGACUCAUUCUCACCGCACCAGCGUUCUCGACACUCCUCCACAUCUUCACUAUCCGAUCAUCAAAUCUUCAUCCAGGGAGCCAAACCUCUGCAUCCCACAAUGCCUUGCUCUUCUCCCAAGCUUCCCAAUGCACCCUUGAGUCCGUGUAGUCGCCUGGAGGGCAUUCUGCAGCACUACAAAGAUUGCAGUACGUCCUCAAGCAUUAGCACCAGUGCUAACCAAAGCAUCCAUCAGGCGUCAUUAGUGGCUCUUCCCAAUGCAAGUGACAAAAGGAACGGAGCGAUGCUCGGACAGAUUCUCAAUCAGAAGCAAAAGAGCCACAUUAAUAACUCUUUCCCUGCUAGCAGCCUUUUAUCGGCGGCUGCUAAAGCACAGUUGGCCAAUCAGAAAACAGAAGGGCUGUCCGCACUCCCGCUUGCAGGCCUGGACAAGGAGCAGCAGUCAAAGGUAUUGAUUAGCACUUUAAACAGUAGCGUCCACAACACUUCCUCCAGACCGCAAGCCCUGACCGCCCUCUUGCUCCCGCACUCCCCUGCUUCCCCCUCCGAGAAAAACUUGCGGCGCAAACGGCAGAGGCGGUCGCCCACCGUUUUGAGCAUGCUGAAAGACACGCAGUUGGGUCGUACUGUUUUAGAUCUAUCCUCACCACCUCAGCUCAUCCCUCCAUGCUCUUCUCCUCCCGUACACAACAGCUCCGACAACCUCCGGCUGCCUGUCAAUCCUCCGAAUUGCAGAUUGCAGGAUUCGGAGGAAUGCAAGAAGCCGGGGAUUGCUAAUUCGCUUCCUUCCGCAUCUCCAUCCCAACCCCUCUCCGCCCUGCUUCACCUUCUUAGCAUGCAGAACGCAAAUCAGCAGUGCAUUGGUGCCAAGCCGGGUAACAUGCACGCAAACACAUCCCCCAGACCCAUCACUCCACUGACGCCCCAAGGUGACGGGCAGUCUGUGUUACGCAUACACAACCCACAACCCCAAAGCACAACCCCUACUCUAGACCCCCAGCAGCCGGCAUCCCAAGCGUUUCCGAUAAUGGGUGACGAGACAACAGCAAACCUCAAAGCCGCCUCCAGCAACACCAUCCUGAACCUGAGCCAGCCCCACGUGGGCACCACCACGCCAGACCUCAGCGGUUCAAUUAUAUCCAUGAUCAACCAGAUGUCCUCAAACUCCUGCUUGCCCACGUUUGCGGAGAAAGUUUGUGGGUCCAAAAUGACCGAGGCUUAUCCUGAGCACAGCACCUAUCAGAUUAACCAGCCAAACCACAGUCCAGAUGUGGAAGAUAAAGGUCCUGUAGAGACGAUAGACUCAGACACACGAUUGCUGGCUGGCUGUGAGCCCGACCACGGCCUCUCGUUAUCCACUGCCCCAACUUCUGACCUUACCAACCCAGCCACAGACCCUGCUAUCUCCCUCCCGCUGGCCGAGGCUUUUCCCUUCAUGACCCAAGAACAGCUCCUCCAGCUUCUGUCCUCCAAUGCUGGCCUGCCUUCCCUUCUGCCGCCCUUCCUAGGCUCCCUACCUCUCGGCCUCUGGACGGGCAGUCAACCCUCGACGCCAGGCAGCAAUCAAUCUCAGCAUCCACCCAUUGGGAACCAGGGAUCUCCUCUUAACCUUCUCAACCAAGCCGAGCUCCCUCUUAAUCUCCUGAGCCUGUUAAAUCCUGCAGGAUCGGCUGCAGCGCUGCCCCCGGUGGCAGGGGUGGAAACUGGAGAAAAGCCCCCAGGGCUUCAAGCUCUCCUAAUGGCUUCUUUGCUUCUCGGACAGAAUCCGGCAGCCAUGUUGCCAUUACCGGCGCUCAAUCUGGAGCUUCCUACGCCGCCGCAGCAGGUGUUUGCGGACGGGGUGUCUUUGGAAAAGCCACCUGCUCUGCUGGACUCUGUGCUGAUGGGGCCGGGGCUUCUGGAGGCUCUUCAGACUCUUGCCCCGGGUGCAGACGGCCAGUCGCUGCUGCUUUCUGCCCCUCUCGCUGCUCCUCCACCCGCAUUCCUGUCCCUCAAUCCCGCUCUGCUGGCCGCAGCUCUCGCACAGACCGAACCCCUACCCAACCACACGCCAUCCCCCCCGCCGCAUUCUCAGGGGACUCUGUCCAGCCCUGCUCUAGUUUCUACCUCGGUGUCCUGCGGCCCUCUGGUGUCGGCGGGGCCAGAAGUUUGUGACCCGCUGGCGGAGCAGGACAAGAACAGCCAGACGCAUCACUUCCUAUCGCCGCUGCUCGCCCCGGGGGUUCUGGGUGACCUGGCCGCUCUAGGGAACAUCAACAGUCUUCAUGGUUUACUGGGAGCAGGACCUCUUCUUCUGCCGCAGGGCGUCCCGCUGACACAGAACCAGACCACUCUCAACCCCCUCACCUGCCUGCAGCUGACGAUGGCGCCGGCGCUCAUGGGAGAAAAGCCCGUAGCGCUGCAUGAAACUCCUCCGCCACAGGACGCCGCCGCUCCGCCUCAUGAUUCCCUGUCGCAGCAGAGAGAGGCGCCAGGGCUGUUCGAUCCGUACGGAUCCUUCAUGGACACCAUCUACACCUCCUUCCUGCAGGUGAGCGAACGCGGCUCCGACUCGAACCCGCUGACCUUCCCAGCGCUCCUCCAGCAGGCUAGCGCUCCUCCGUCUCUGAGCCCACGCCGCGCCUGCUCCGUCCACAACCCUGACUUGUCCCGCCUAGGCCCGGAUGUGGCUCAGUCUCCGGCCCGCGGGACGCCCAAACCCAGCGGAGACUCGCCGCCGCCGCCCUGCAGGCCAGCCGGAGCACACGCACUCACAGUAGAGGAGGCCAAAACACACACAUCCAAACACUGUGUGUUCAGCAACGGCCUCCGCUCUGAAGGAGGAGAAGAAGAAGAGGAGGAGGAUGAGGAUGAAGAUGCAGGAGUGCAGGAGUAUCUGAGUCCCACACAGAGGACGAGCAGAGACGAGGAUGAAGAUAUCAGCCACGCGGAGCAAAUCAGGGCUGAAGACGUGCACACAGGAUCCAGAAGGGGGCGCAAGAGGAAACAGACGCUUCAGAUGGGUUCAGAUCUGCCCGGCGGCAUCGACAGCAUCAUUGAGGAGCCUUCGGCCUCUGCAAUCUUGGUGUCCAGAUCAUCUCGCUCCAGCAGAGGAAAGAGACGCCGCGUCCUGCGCUGAACAACACCAGCACUACAUCAGCCACUGUGAAGAGUCACGCCUGUUUGUGUGUGUGUGUGUGUGUGUGUGUGUGUGUCUGAACAUCUCUCACUCACUUUGUGUGUGUGUGUGUGUGUGUGUGUGUGUCUGAACAUCUCUCACUCACUUUGUGUGUGUGUGUGUGUGUGUGUCUGAAUAUUGCUUGCUGUCUGUCUCAAUGCCUCUUGCUCUAUCUGUGUGUCAGUCUCUCUCUCCCCUCUUUGUGUGUGUGUGUGUGUGUCUGAAUGUCGCUCACUCUGUCUCGCUCUCGCUCAACCUGUGUGUGUGUCUCUCUGUCUCAUUCAUUCAUUCAUUUUCCUUCAGCUUAAUC
This is a messenger RNA of Danio rerio (zebrafish), 5326 nucleotides long. NCBI's taxonomy places the organism in Eukaryota, Metazoa, Chordata, Actinopteri, Cypriniformes, Danionidae. The record is from RefSeq and is a predicted model, not a curated record.